AUGGCUCUGGAAAAGGAGCAUUAUGUUGAUGUACUAGAAUAUUAUGAAAUAAUGGAGCUUCUUAAUGAUGCUAAGUAUUUGAAGACAAUGUUGAAUGAUGGAUAUGGUUUUCCUAAAUUGAUAAAGGAAUUUGUGAUUACUAAUGAUGUUACUUCUCAUUGGUUGUUAAAUUUUAGUUACAUUAUGUUUAGGCAGAAAGAUGUCUUAGACAUUGUUUCCAACAGCUGUGCACCUGUUGAUGAAACUGAUUUGGUUUUUGUUGGAGAAAUGUUGGAGAUUUUUGAUCUCAACAUGUUGUUUCUUCUACUACAAGUUUGCGGGGAAGAUGAUGAUAUGAUUAUUUUGAAAGGAUGUGGCUUUCAACUCGUGUUUGUAAGAAGUUGUGUGUUGUUAUUGUGUCUUCAUCUACUUUGGUUUGUUGUUUGUUGCUGGUCUUAUGUCCUUUGGCUCUUUUGA
Molecule: messenger RNA, 456 nt
Organism: Vicia faba (fava bean)
Lineage: Eukaryota; Viridiplantae; Streptophyta; Magnoliopsida; Fabales; Fabaceae
Source: the annotation of a GenBank genome assembly